GCGACUUUGCGCUGUUCCGGAAAUCCCGCCAAAGGUGGAGAACGUUCUUGCAUACAUGAAAAGAACAUGGUUCAGAAGUAGCGUAUGGAAGGUGGAGAAUUGGUCCAUUUUUGGAUUGCCAAUUCGAACUAACAACAACACAGAAGGCUGGCAUCGGAGAAUCAACGCAAGGGCUACCAGAGAUGGAAUCCAGUUUUACUUGUUGGUUCCUCUCCUUCUACGCGAAGCGAAGUUAGUCAAAAUGACGAUGGAGCGAGUUAGCGACGGACGGCUUGGACGUCUACAGAGAUCCAAGCAGAGGACGAGGCAGGGGGAAGUUUUCCAAAUAUGGACACAAUACCAUGAUGGUGAAAUUUCUGCCAAACACCUUCUUCGAGCUAUUGGACAUUUGUUGUAGCAUAGGCUGAAACGCAAUGUCAUAUGUUAUGACUGAUAAUUUAAAUUAAAUUGAAAUGAAAAGACAUGGUUUUUUGCUUUGUUUGUUUGUUUAUUCAAAAUGUUAUUAUUAAUAUUGUUACCUUGCUAUUAUAUGAAGUUUACCUAUUGAAGUGGGUCGGUGGUCUCAGAAAAGUUAUUACUUUUCUUAAUGCCAAAUUACAACGAAAAACAAAUUGAUCUGAUCUGGUCUGAUCUGCCUACGAAAAGAAGAUGCAAGUUGUGUGUGUGUGUGUGAGAGAGAGAGAGAGAGGGGGGAUGGGAAGAACGGAAAUCGGGUACAAACGAAUCGUCGGUGGACGAAAUGGACACGGCCAGUUAAUAAAUAUUUUGAAAGUGUCAUUGAUUUGUGGUCGUAAUUUAUAUUUCUUUGAUAAAGCAAACCACUUAAUAAUGAUAAUAAUCAACUACACUGUCAAAGAAAUAAUUAUUUAUAGUUAUAUAGUAAAUUCUGUAAUUGAGUGGACGAAAUGUCCGAUGUGGGUGGACGAAAUGUACGUGGACGAAAUGUACGGUGGACGAAUCGUCUGUGGACGAAAUGUCCAGAGGACGAA
Messenger RNA from Gigantopelta aegis, 989 nucleotides. RefSeq lists its product as uncharacterized. The transcript is spliced from 2 exons. The record is from RefSeq and is a predicted model, not a curated record. Lineage: Eukaryota; Metazoa; Mollusca; Gastropoda; Neomphalida; Peltospiridae. The coding region runs from base 56 to 397 and encodes 113 amino acids.